Messenger RNA from Malurus melanocephalus (red-backed fairy wren), 2233 nucleotides. It is a transcript of the gene LRIT1, whose product is annotated as leucine rich repeat, Ig-like and transmembrane domains 1. Gene Ontology annotation, cellular component: endoplasmic reticulum membrane. The transcript has 4 exons. Gene Ontology annotation, molecular function: protein binding. The record is from RefSeq and is a predicted model, not a curated record. Lineage: Eukaryota; Metazoa; Chordata; Aves; Passeriformes; Maluridae. Bases 156 to 2015 code for a protein of 619 amino acids.
AUCCUUUUUUAUCUGAUGGACUCAGCGAGGGCUGGAAGAUCACAGCGUGGCUGAAAACAAAAGGGAGCGAGCAAGAUGUGAGCGGCCGAUGUCUGGAACACCAGGMGCGGCGGUGGCGAUGUGCUAGGGCCAGGUGAGCUGCAUGCCCGGUAGCCAUGUGGAUCGCCGUGACUCUGCUGUGCUGCUCGGCGCUGGCCCGAGCAUCGUGCCCCUCGCAGUGCAGCUGCGCCUUCCACAGCCCCGCCGAGGGCUCCAAAGCCAGGACAGUUCUGUGUAAUGACCCAGAGAUGACCCUCCCUCCUGUGAACAUCCCUGUUGAUACAACCAAGCUGCGUAUAGAGAAAACAGCCAUCCGCAGGGUGCCAGGAGAAGCUUUCCACCUCCUUCACAACCUGGAGUACCUCUGGAUGCCCUAUAACUCCCUGGCCAGCCUCAGUGGGAUCACCCUCAAGGGCCUUCGCCGUCUGCAGGAGCUGAGGCUGGAUGGRAACAACCUAAUAUCGUUCCCCUGGGAAAGCCUGGCUGGCAUGCCCCAGCUGAGGCUGCUGGAUCUGCACAACAACGAGCUCACCUCAGUCCCUGCCGAAGCUGCCCGCUAUGUCAAGAACAUCACAUACCUGGACCUGUCRAGCAAUAAGCUGAUGACUCUUCCUCAGGCUCUCAUUGCCACCUGGGCCAACCUCCAGGCUGUUCCCUACUUCCCCAAUGACAACUCCAAGAUCAUCCUAGGCUUGCAGGACAAUCCUUGGGUGUGUGACUGCAGCCUGUAUGAAAUGGUCCACUUCCUAAAUUUCCAGUCUCCUAACAUAGCCUUCAUUGAGCCCAGGCUGAAAUGCUUCACCCCGCGGAGCCUCGCCGGAGUGUUCUUCAGCCAGGUGGAGCUGAGGAAGUGCCAGAGCCCCGUGGUGCACACGUCUGUGGCCAAGGUGAAGACCAUCCUGGGCAGCACGGUGCUGCUGCGCUGCGGCACCACGGGCGUGCCCAUCCCCGAGCUCAGCUGGAGGAGAGCGGAUGGGGCUCAGCUGAACGGCACAGUUCACCAAGAGAUUUCCAGUGAUGGGAUGAGCUGGUCUAUCCUGGGCCUGCCUGUAGUCUCUUACCUUGACUCUGGAGAGUACAUCUGUAAAGCCAAGAAUUUCCUGGGGGCAACAGAGGCGUUCAUCUCUCUCAUCAUCACAGACUCAGAGAGCACAGAUGACCCUAACUCUGCUAAAGGCACAUGGAAUGGGAAGGCCAGCGGGAUGGAGGCAGCUGCCUACAAUGACAAGCUAGUGGCAAGGUACGUCAUCACCACCUCCACUGUGCCCACCCUGGGUUCUGGAGCGGGCACUGGAGAUGGCCUACUCCUCCCGGACGUGGCACAAGACAGCAACCCCCAGAACCUGCUGGUGAGCCCCACCCCGGGCCAGGAGCCAGAGAGAAUGGUGAGGUCUGUCAGGGUGAUAGGGGACAGCGACCAGAGCAUCACCCUGGCCUGGAAGGCRCCGAUGGCAAAGAACACCACGGUGUUCAGUGUCCUCUACGCCAUCUUUGGGGAGAGGGACAUGCGGCGGAUCAACGUAGAGCCGGGCAAGACCAAGGUCACUGUUUAUGGGCUGCUGCCAAAAACCAAAUACAUCGUGUGUGUCUGUGUGAAAGGGCUGAUCCCCAGGAAGGAGCAGUGCAUCAUAUUUUCCACAGAYGAAGUCGCCAGCGCGGGAGGGACGCAGAAGCUCAUCAAUGUGGUUGUCAUCAGCGUGGCCUGCGUCAUUGCUGUUCCUCUGACRCUGGUGGUCUGCUGUGGAGCGCUGAAACGGCGCUGCAAAAAAUGCUUUGUGCGAAAACCCAAGGAAAUUCAGGAAUCCUACGUCACCUUUGAAAGCCUGUCCCCUGGGGCCAAGGCCAAAGGUGUGGAAGGAGAAUAYUUGACUAGACACACCCCUGAUGAGUCCAACAGGCUGCUGUCYGCUCGCUCCAGCGUGGACUCGGAGGCCAUACCAAAGAUAGAGGGACAGCCUAAUGAAUACUUCUGCUGAUAGGAACCGUCAGCUCACCUGAUGGAAAGCUCAUGCUGUAUCUGUGACACUGCUCCAGCACUGCAGGCCACCCUGGCCAUGCUUCUGUCGCUGACAUGUUCUGGAAGAGGUUCCACAGGGUGGAUGGUGCCCAAGCUUUAAGAAACAUGUUGCUCACACCACUUGGSUUUGCUGCUUUGUAGCUGGUCAAAAGCUUCUGUGAUAAUGGCCUCAUUCUU